Messenger RNA from Ectocarpus sp. CCAP 1310/34, 588 nucleotides. The record is from the annotation of a GenBank genome assembly. Lineage: Eukaryota; Phaeophyceae; Ectocarpales; Ectocarpaceae.
AUGACAGCCUCUGCAUCGCCUCAGCAGCAGCCAGUUGCCGGCUUGAUGUCAGCAGCGCGUUUGAGCACCGAAGCCGACGAAUCAACGCGCAGCAGCCAAGCAUCUCAGUUGGUGGACGUGGUGGACGAGGAGCCCACCACUUCCGCUGGGACGGAAGAAAGAUCCAAGUGAGUGUGCAUGGUUUGUGCUUCGUGGAUUUGGCGUACCGUAGUAUCAGUCCGCGUGUGGUCUCGAAACGUGCAAUUGUGGGUUAGCCUUUACGCCAACCCAGGGUUCGUGUGGCUGUAUUUGUGUUUUUUUUUGCGCCACACUCUCCCGGUAGGUACAUUUAUCGUUACUUUAUUUAUUUUGCGUGCGGCCUUUUUUUUUUAGCCACACGUUCCCGGCACACAUGUUGUGAGUUGUUUUGUGUGCGUGUGGCUCAACACGUUCCUGGUAAACGAUUGCGUGCCCGUUCCGUCAUUUGUUUCGUUGUAUUAUUUUUAUGGCCAUACCUACGUCGGUAUUGUGCACAUUUUAUCGUUUAUGUUCCUGCAUGGCGUUAUGUGUCGUGGAAAUGCUGCCUCUUGUUUUGCAGCUGGCAUCCAU